AUGGCUGUCGACAAGUUACCAUUAUUGGCCAAGUUGGAACCUGUGAGCCUGAUCGGCUUGGUCCUUCUAUCGGGGCUAUUUUUUUUAUUGACAGCAACACGAAAGUCCGACCUCCCUCUUGUGAACGGAAAGCGACCCUUUGAGUUUGGAAUUGCCAAAGCCCGCCAACGAUAUCUGAAGAACGCCCAUGGCCUAAUUACGGCUGGUCUAGAGAAGGCUGGUGCAUUUCGGAUCGUGACAGAAAAUGGCACUAGAACUAUCUUGUCGCCUAAAUAUGCUGAUGAUAUUCGAAGCCACCGUGAUCUAAGCUUGAGUGCUGCUUUAGUUAAGGAACAUCACGUCAAUAUCGCAGGGUUCGACGCAGUCAAGGUCACUGUGACAUCUGAUAUCAUUCAAGACACUGUCCGAACGAAGCUCACUCAGAAUCUCUUGAAUAUUACGGAGCCCAUGUCAGAGGAAGCUACUAUUUUGUUGAAGGCACAGUGGACGGACAGUACCGAGUGGCAUGAUGUUGCGCUCAGACCCAAGACUCUCGGCAUAGUCGCCCAGCUAUCCUCUAGAGUAUUUUUGGGUGACAAAGUUUGCCGUAAUCCCGACUGGCUACGUCUCACUGUCAACUACACUGUUGACUCUUUGAUGGCUGCCGCUGAACUUCGACUCUGGCCUGAGAUGUUGCGCCCAAUCGCGGCUAGGUUUUUACCUAAAUGCAAGAAGAUUCGCAAGCAGCUUGAGGAGGCCCGCAACAUCAUUCAACCUGUUAUUGACGAGCGCCGACUGGCCCAGCAGGCGGCAAUUAAGCAGGGGAAGCCCCAGGAGCGCUACCAUGAUGCGAUCCAGUGGCUCGCAGAGAAUACCAAAGACCGCACUUUCGAACCUGCCGCAAUGCAAUUGGCGCUCUCAACUGCAGCUAUCCACACAACGACUGACCUGCUUACGCAGACUAUCCUUGAUCUUUGUGGACGAGAAGAACUUGUCCAAGAACUGCGGGAAGAGAUUAUUUCCGUGUUCAAGGAUGGCAGUUGGGAUAAGACCACAAUGUACAAGCUCAAACUGAUGGACAGUGUGAUCAAGGAGUCUCAGCGAGUCAAGCCCAUGGCGAUCGCUAAAAUGGCACGUUGCGCCGAGGAGGAUGUCAAGCUUUCCGACGGGACUAUUAUCCCGAGGGGUGAGAUAAUUCUUGUUUCCUGCAGUAAAAUGUGGGACGCGAAUGUGUACCCCGAUCCCAACACUUUUGAUCCCCAUCGAUUCCUGAAGCUACGCCAACAGGGCUCAGACCAAGAGAGCUUUGCUCAACUGGUUUCUCCCUCCCCCGAGCAUAUGGGAUUCGGCUUUGGAAAACACGCUUGCCCUGGAAGAUUCUUCGCUGCCGCCGAGCUCAAAGUCGCUUUAUGUCAUAUCAUCAUGAAGUACGACUUUAAGGUGGCAGAGGGAUGCAAUCCACAGGUGUUGAAAUCUGGCAUGAGACUUGCGGCGGACCCAUUUGCCAGAAUUGCUAUUAGAAGAAGGCAAGAAGAGAUCUCUUUCUGA
Molecule: messenger RNA, 1527 nt
Organism: Penicillium roqueforti
Lineage: Eukaryota; Fungi; Ascomycota; Eurotiomycetes; Eurotiales; Aspergillaceae
Product: cytochrome P450
Exons: 5
Coding region: 1-1527 (508 amino acids)
Molecular function (GO): monooxygenase activity; iron ion binding; oxidoreductase activity, acting on paired donors, with incorporation or reduction of molecular oxygen
Source: RefSeq, a predicted model, not a curated record